Diabrotica virgifera virgifera (western corn rootworm) is the source of this 1234-nucleotide messenger RNA. RefSeq lists its product as uncharacterized. The record is from RefSeq and is a predicted model, not a curated record. Gene Ontology annotation, molecular function: sequence-specific DNA binding. Bases 374 to 1234 code for a protein of 286 amino acids. Lineage: Eukaryota; Metazoa; Arthropoda; Insecta; Coleoptera; Chrysomelidae. The transcript is spliced from 3 exons.
UCCGGCGGUGGUGGGGAGACUUCAAUUUUUGACGUUACGUCACAAGAGUUUAGAAUCUGACAUUUGAUCUGACAGAAUCCCAUUUUUAAAUUUUUUGCGGUAAUCUUUUUUGAUCUUUGAAUGUGUACAAUAUACUUUGUAUAGUAUUGACAGUAUUGUGUAUAAUUUGUAUUGUUAUUAAAUAACAUAUAUUAAGAUAAAUUUUAUCUUAUAAUAUCCUAGUUUACUUUAUAUUUUUGUAUUUGAAAUUGUGCUGUUGUUUCCCGUAAAUACUAUAGGUAUUUUGAACUGUUUAUGAAAAGUUAUUUAUUAUAGUUGUUGUACAUCGUACCUAUUGUAGGAGCCUAAAUAUUAAGAAUAUUUAUAUAUAAGAAUGCCAGGUACAAACUGCAGUGUGGCCGUUUGUAGAAAUAAUUUUUAUAAAAACAAGAAGUCUGCUGAUGAUGCUGAUCAACAAAUAGCAUUUUUCACGUUUCCCAAAGAUAAAAAACUAGAAAAAAUAUGGAUUGAGCGCUGUUGCGGAAAAGAUGAAAUAAAAACAAAAACUGCUAGAGUAUGUAGUAAUCAUUUCAAGAAGGAUGAUUUUGUGGAUGAUAUGUAUGCUCGAAUAAUGGGAACUAGACCUAAAUUAAAAUUAAAGAAUGGAGCAAUUCCAAGUGAAAACUUAAAAUAUCUGGGCGAUGUUUCAAAACAAACAACAGCAAUAAGUGAUAAAAUGAUAGAAAUGAAAACACAAAAAGCUAUCGUUGAAGAACUAUUAGAGGUAUACUCACAUGAAAGAAUCAUUGAUGUGUCUGAUGUGCCCAGUACAAGCAAUGAAUCGGAGGAAGAUAUUUUAAAACGAAAAUAUGAGGAGUUGCUUAAAGAGAACAAAAAACUGAAAGAGAAAUUAGAAGAAAAUGAACAAGAUUUGUAUACUACCAGAACGAGGAUUGUAGAACUAAAUAAAAGAAUCAAAGAAAAAGAUAUUGAUAGUGAAAAAAAUAUUUUGAAACGCUUGGGUCACAUGUUUAGUAAAAACGAAAUUGAAAUUAUUUUGAAAAAGAAAACGAGGGCAUGUUGGACGACGGAAGAAAUUUCAAAAGCUUUCACAAUAAGGUAUUUUAGUAGAAGGUGUUACCUUUAUCUAAGAAAUACCCUUAAAUACCCAUUACCUGGAAUAUCAACAUUACAGAAUUGGGCUGCACACAUUAAUCUUAGAUCUGGUCUCCUACAAGAUGUGUACUUCAGGUGA